AUGGCUAGAGCCGAGAUACGUGGUCGUACUUGUGAAUCGUGCAAAUCAUCUCGAGACAGACGUAAACAACGAAAAUUAAAAGCUGAAACACCAUCGGUUUGUCAUGAAGAUGCAGUAAGUUCAACUCCCAUUCUGAAUUGGUAAUGUCAAAGAAUCUCGAAAAAAAAUCUUGAAUACUAUAUAACGAUUGUUAUGAUAUGAAAUAUUGAUUGACACGAUAUAAUUAUGAAUAAAAUACAUAAAGAUACAGAAAAUGAUUGACAAAAAAAUUAGAGUUCAUUUUCUAUUGAUCACAAAGAAUAAGAGUGCUUCAAAAUAUUGUUUUCGAUCAAUUUUAUCGUUCUCGAAUCGAUUACUAAGUUUUCAGACGAACUUCAAGAGCCAAAACUACUUGGGUCUUCUUGUUUUGAUCUCCACUAUUAGAAUUUGACAUCUAUUGUCGAAAGAUAACUUCUUUUUUAAGGCUUCUUCUCCUCAAAAUCGAUCUCAGAUCUAGAAUCAUUCAAAUAACCUGAAAUUUUCAGGAUGUAUUGGAGCUGUAGAGGAGAAGCUAUGGUAAAAUUUUCAGCCAUAUGCCAUGGCGUUUGAGGAAAAUAUUCACCAAACAAAGGUCAAAAAUAGUUCAUUUGGCAAACCAAAAUUCUCUUUUGACACUCUGAAAAUAUAUUUAAAGUUUUUUUUUGUUCUUCAAGAACAUGUCAGGAUGCAGCGCUUGCCAGAGCCUUUUUUAAAAUUCUUACUCUUUAAGUAGAAAAAAGUGAUUACAGUUCAAUCACUCGAAAAACCCCCAAAAAAUAGCGCUCGAUUUAUAUAACUGUCUGUAUAUAUACUAAGAAUAAAGGUUAAUUUAAAAAAAUGACUCUAGUAGGCACUGCAUCUUGACAUGCUCUUGAAGAACAAAAAAAAAAAAUUAAAUAUAUAGAAUGGACGCUGACAGAGAAUUCUGGCUUGUCCGAUCGAAAAAGCAUAAACUGAGAAAAAGCGAAAAAGAUUUUCUGUUUUUUCGAUAAAAACGCCUGUUUUUCAAUCAGAAGAUGAUAGAAAUCAUCAAAAAUUUUAGCCAAAACAGGAGUGUCGAAUGAAAAAUCACAUCAUUUCUAAAAGAUCUGAAGACGAGCUAUCUUUUCAUGCAUUUAUCUUAAUUUCGAAUAUUUCUGACCAAAUUGACUUUCUUUGACGGAGACGGGGGAGGCUUUAAGGAUCUCAACAAAGUUUCAAAAGUUUGGAUGAGAUUUUAAGAUUCUUUUGUUGAAUCUGCUAUGUCAUCCUAAUACGUGACGUUUAGUGUGACCUCACUUUGCUGACAAAUAUAAUCGUCAAUGACAAGAAGGUUUUUUCCUUUAUUACUUGUAAUAAAGGUGUGAGAAGAUUUUUUAUUCGAUCUUUAUCGUGGCAUAAUCGAUGAAAUUUAGAAUGUAGAAAGAAACAAAAUCAAAAUCAAAUAAAUAUCCAGAGAUAAAGAAGUAGGAAUGACGUUGUCUCUCAAUCGAAUAGAAACAAUGAUGUUGAAUACAACAAUGAAAAAAGAGAAUGAUUUAACUCUACUACCCAGGCAGACAAACUUUUCAGAAAACGCGUUUAAACGCACAGAAAUUGGCCUAAAAUCCUUAAAAAGUGGUCGUUUUUGGCUCACAAUCGCGGUUCCCGACUGUGAGCCAAAAACAUCCAUUUUUCGCCCUUUUUGUGCGUUUAAACGCGCUUUCAGACAAGAAACGCGUGUACACGCAUACAA
Rotaria sp. Silwood1 is the source of this 1732-nucleotide messenger RNA. The record is from the annotation of a GenBank genome assembly. Lineage: Eukaryota; Metazoa; Rotifera; Eurotatoria; Philodinida; Philodinidae.